This is a messenger RNA of Aspergillus steynii IBT 23096, 1920 nucleotides long. RefSeq names its product cytochrome P450. Gene Ontology annotation, molecular function: heme binding; iron ion binding; oxidoreductase activity, acting on paired donors, with incorporation or reduction of molecular oxygen, reduced flavin or flavoprotein as one donor, and incorporation of one atom of oxygen. The record is from RefSeq and is a predicted model, not a curated record. Lineage: Eukaryota; Fungi; Ascomycota; Eurotiomycetes; Eurotiales; Aspergillaceae. Bases 271 to 1803 code for a protein of 510 amino acids. The transcript is spliced from 2 exons.
GUCAUCUUCGCCAAAUCCUGACUUCCUGGUCUUUCGUUCCUCCGUCGGGCCAUCGGCGCAAUUCCAGUCAUCGCCUACCUCACAUGCGUUUCCUCCGAGGCGGCCCCAGAGACGAGCAAACCCACAUAUAAUUAGCAAGGCCCGCCACCGGGGAGGAAUGCUUUUAACUACGGAUUCUCUGCGUCUUCCCCCUUGAAAUUCUGAGUUUCGUCCUGAACCUUCAUUUCCCUCUCUUAUUGUCCGGCUGGUUGCUCAUUCCCCACUGUAACCAUGUUGGCUCCCGUGGUGGUCUUCGGUGGCGCCUUGUACGUGACCUUCCUGGUCCUACAGUACAUUCAACAACUAUACAAGCAUCGCAAACAGGCGCAAUCCUUACGAUGUCAACCCGCUGCCCCAGGCUCUCCCGGUCUCUUCGGAUUCCGGACCUUUUACCGACUGUCCCGCGCAGUCAAGGAAAAGCGAUGGGUCGAAUAUCUGGCUAACCAGUACGACCUAUAUGGGAACACUUUCACCCAGAUAGUAAUGGGCCGAAGAAUGAUUUCCACCAUUGACCCAGAAAACAUCAAAGCUUUGUUGGCGACUCAAUUCACCGACUUCAGUUUGGGGACCCGACAUCGCGAAUUUUAUCCCUUGCUUGGCGACGGCAUUUUCACCCUCGACGGGGCCGGCUGGUCUCAUGCGCGCGGGCUCUUGCGGCCUCAAUUCACGAGAGACCAGGUAGCAGACCUGGACCUCAUGGAUGGUCACGUCUCCCGCAUGAUUGAUCUCAUCCCGAAAGAUGGCUCGAGCUUUGAUAUCCAGCGCCUUUUCUUCCUUCUGACCAUCGACUCCGCGACACACUUCCUUUUCGGCGAGUCUGUGGGCUCGAUGCACUCUUCCGCCGAUACGGGUCUUUUGGAGAAGUCAUCGGUUGGCAAUGCGCAGGGCUUUGCGGAGGCGUUCAACACGGCCCAAGAUUAUCUCGCGUCACGAUCCCGAGCGGUGAGCUUCUACUGGAUGGUGAAUCCGAAAGAAUUCCAGGACGCCACCAAGCGCGUACACGAGGUGGUAGACCAUUACGUGCAUCUCGCGAUCGAAUCUAGGAAACACCCUGAAAAGAAGGAGCCGGGAAGAUACAUCUUCGCCGAGGCCCUGGCCGCAGACAACGACGAUCCCAAGGUUCUUCGUGACAACAUGCUUAAUAUCCUUCUAGCCGGCCGUGAUACCACGGCAAGUCUGCUCAGUUCAGCCUUUUUCUUUCUAUCACGCAACCCCGCCGUUUGGGAAAAGCUUCGAGGGUUAAUUGUGGAGGAAUUUGGAGAUGCUGAACACCCAAAGGGAGAUAUCACCCAGACUAAGCUGAAGGACAUCCCGUACCUACGAUACGUCCUGAACGAAGUCCUUCGAUUGAUGCCACCUGUGCCUCUGAAUUUCCGUGUCGCUACGAAAGAUACCUCUCUUCCUGUGGGAGGUGGACCGGAUCGCAAAUCGCCAAUCUACGUCGAAAAAGGCAUGAUUGUUGCUUACAGCGUUUACGCGAUGCAUCGACGGACGGACUUCUACGGUCCUGAUGCGCGUGUCUUUCGUCCAGAACGUUGGCAGGAAAACGCACGCCGCGGCUGGGACUAUCUUCCAUUUAACGGCGGGCCUCGCAUCUGCCUUGGUCAGCAAUAUGCCCUUACCGAAGCCAGCUAUACUUUGGUGAAGCUAGCCCAGAAAUUCCGAGUCGUCGAAUGCGGCGAUCCGGAAAUCCAGGUGCCCAAGAUUCAUUCGACUCUUACCAUGUCACAUGACCGAGGAGUGAAAGUCCGACUAUCUAAUUAAUAUGGGUUCAAUGAUAGCGCCUAGUUGCAAAUUGCUUGUGGUUUCAUUACUAGCGGCUUCUAUGAGAAAUACAUAAAAAGUUAAAGCAUGCCAGACUAUUAAGUAGUACCAUUGUAG